UUCACUCGCGCGGAUUUAACGUGACAUCAAAGAAAUCCAUGCAUCAUAUCCAGGCCCGUCGCGACGACAGCUGCAUUUUCCCGGCGAUUUCUUAAAAACAUCGUCGCGUCGCGAGGUUGCCUCUGGGGGCGAAAAAGAAAAAUGUCAGAGAGUGCGAGCGAGUGAGCGAGCGAGCCUUUGAGAGACACCGAGAGACGAUGACAGCUGCGCGUCGUUGUCGAUCAACAACGUUCUUUCUGCUUCUCGACGAAAGUGGCUUCGUUCGGUGACCGGUAACUCGAUCCAAUCCAUUCCAAAUCUACCAAAAUUUAUUUCCUACAACGACGAGACAGAAUUACUUCUCAAAGUCCACCCUCUCUGGUCUUAUUUCCGAUACGUGUUGCAACUCGGUGUAAGGCGUGCACGAACGAACGAACGAACGAACGAACGAACGAACGAACGAACGAACGAACGAACGAACGAACGAACGCGAGCAGAUUUAUCAAAUAGGCGCGAGACACGCUUAAACACAUGUACAUUGUAAAAACAAGGGAGCGGAGCACUUUUAAUCGAUACGUAUAACGAAGCUUUUAACGAGUACAAAUUCCCUCCUCCCUCCGCUCUUUUUCAUUUCCUUCUACCAAUCUUAUUUUCUACUUCGAAUGCAUCGCUCGACGAUAUCCGUGAGUGUCAUAAGUGUUAAUGCUCAUCGUUAAAAGCAUAUGGGAGUCGGCAUUCAAAACGAGGAAGAGCCGAGUUUAAAUCGAUGCGAAAAGCGCAUCGUAGGCUCGCGCUUGUUUUGCGCCACACUAUUGCGCUUUCUCCGUCAUCUUUUCUUCCUCAUCUAAUCUCCUACGUGAAAGUACCGAUGUUUUUUAGAUGGACGACGAGCCAAAUCGUCAAAGUUAAUGCAUCCACACACGGACGACGGGAUUCCGAGCAAUUUUCGGGUUCUAAUAAUAAGUGCUUAACGAAGAGCGUACGAGAAGAAAUAAUCGGUGCAAACUAUCAAAGGAACUUUAACCAGGGAAUAAAAUUAAUCGACGAUUCGCGAAAUUAUUCGCUAUAAGCGGUAAAGUGCAAUACGAGUUUCCAGGUCGACGCACGUAUUCGUCGACAUUUUCCCGUCGCAAUAAUCAAGCCAGAGAGAAGAAUUCAUCCGAUGGAUCGCAUCCGCGACAAACCCCGCGCCCGUUCUUUCCUUUUCUUCCGUCUCCUGUCUCCUAUUUACGGUCUAUUUUCAUGAAAUAAUAACACGGCUUAUGCGUAACUGUCAGAGUUAAAAGCGAUAAAUAAACAAGGCGAGCUCGCGGCUGGCAUUUCCUUCGAGGCUUUCCAUUCGCAACAGGAUGAUGUCGCGUUCUCACGGACACGCGAGAAUGAAAAUUUCGUUUCAUAAUCGGCCCGAACGAAUCAACGAAGAACGAAUAACGUCGAACGACCGUGCAUAAUUCUGCUCCGAUUUGACAUCGUCCAAAGCGGACGAAAACUUCCGUUAUCGAAGGUAAACUAAUUUUCACAAUAUUUACAACGUAGAUAUAAUACGUUAUUAUAAUAGAGCGGCCUAUUUGUUUAUCUUGUGCUCGUUCGAACGAACGAGAGUACGACGUCCUUGCGACGCGGUUCGAUGCGGUCCGACGCGUGAUGCCUAUCUACCGUAUAAAAACAGGCCCGAGCCAGGAUUUUUCCGCAAAACUCUGCGUGUUAAAGCCGCAAUGGCGAGGUUACCGGUGGUCCUCCUUUUCCUGAUAUCUCCGCCUUUUCUCGACAACGGAGAUGCUCUGAUACAAGACGGCUUAUCCAAGUUGUUGUUCGGCUCCCUGGCUACGAUAAAAAACGUAAGGAUCCCCGAGUUACUUAAUCAAUUGUGCAACGAAUCGCAAGGCGUCAACGUUACGCUGCGCGAUGCCUGUUACGGUUGCUUUUAUAGGGCGAGCAAUCAACCAACGGGAUAUCCCUUGCUAUUGAGAAUGUCCGCGUGCGCGGACAUGUACCUGAAUAAUACCGAUUACGGUCACUGCCAAGCCUAUCUGAGAAAUGCGACGAAUAAUUUGAACAACCGUGUCGGUCCUGUUACGAUCUACUGUACCUUCCUCGAGUGCAUUCGGCAAGUGAACAAGGACACGCUGGACGCUUUACGCGCAACCAUAAGGGAAGAAGGAACAACGACGGGCCGAAAAGCACGAAGGAGGAAUUCCGGCUUUAUAAUAAAAAUAUAUCCUCGCACUUUGAGAGCCGUUUGCGCGUUCAGAGAACAACUAAACACCGAUUCCAUUACCGUACGACCCGGAGCAGAGCCCAUCGAUCCCAGAACGAAUCCUGCAAGUCCUCGAAAAUCCCAAUUAGAAACUUUUGUCUCCGACGCUUUAAUUACAUGCACCAAGAGCCGACUGUAAUAAGUCCCCUUGUAUAUAGGCGCAUACGUACGUACUCACGUACUUACGCGUACACCGUGUAAGUAGAUGCUGGGGUGUAGAUAGGUAUACGAUAAUCCCAUCCCAUGGAAUGCAAUUGUAUAAACAACAAAAAAGCUGUAUGUAUGUAUGUAUGUAUGUAUAUAAAAGUCCUUUUAUACGACGAACGACACACUUUUCUUUUUGGCCUCUAUCUCUUUUAUAAUAUAGGCAUUUGGAGGAAGUCGUCUCUCUCUCAUUAUUCGUAAGGCGUCGCUCAUCAAGCCUGACGCUACCACAACACCCGUUGGAUAUAACGAUCCAUUGUACAUAAUAUCUUCCCACUGUGUGCGGCUAAGAGGAGAAAGAAAAAAAAGAAAUAUAAUACACAUAGUUAUAUAUAUAUGUGUGUGUGUGUGUGU
Vespa velutina is the source of this 2794-nucleotide messenger RNA. RefSeq lists its product as uncharacterized. The record is from RefSeq and is a predicted model, not a curated record. The transcript has 4 exons. Lineage: Eukaryota; Metazoa; Arthropoda; Insecta; Hymenoptera; Vespidae. The coding region runs from base 1695 to 2375 and encodes 226 amino acids.